UAGUGAAAUGCAUAUAUAUAUAGACAAAUGUGGGUGUCAAUUAAUGGUAUAAAUUAAGGGACAGAACUUGGCCCAAAAUGUUCUAGAAAGGGUGAAAAAUGCUAAAUCACUAAAGUAGACCCAGUAAGUGUUAUUUAUGCCCCAGUUUGUUUCUCAAUAUGCUAGCUUUACUCAGCUCUGAACUGCUAAUACAAAAUUAAUACAAUUUAAUAUCAAUAUAAAAUUUGUUGGUUUCCUAAUUGUUGUUUAUUCAACAUUUUUGAGGUUAUGUAAAUUUUUAUUUGGCCAUUUUCUGGUAUGGAUCCCUUUUUAUCAGUUCUUACAACAUGUCAGUAUGGUUACUAACACCUACUUUUCAAAACACUAUAUGAUUCUCUACAUCCCCAAAAGGUUACAAAAUUCCAGAUGGACUGAAAUAUCUCCCAGAGAACUAUACUACUUCAAUACAUCUCCCUUUCCUUUUAAACAUUUUGGUGAUAUUUAUAAAAAUACAGGCUAUAAGAAUUCUGGUUUUCUGCCUGAAUUGCGAUAAAUGCUAGAUAUGUCUUACUUCAGGUCUUCACACCCAGGACAUUUUAAAAUAUUGGAUAAGGUAGUAUAAUUGCCCAAAACGAAGUCAUUUGUAUAUACUAUAAACUAUGUCUUGCAUAACUUUUCCUUUUUAAUGAUAUUUGCGUAAAUAUAAUAAGUACUUUCACAACUGCGAAGGGCCUUAAAAUAAAACAGUAAUUUAGCAUUUUCCAUAUGAAAUAAAAUUGGGACUGGCUAAUAUAUUGUCAUUUAAUGUAAACCAUAAUAGGAUCAUUAUAAAAGUUAUGGUGUUGAGUUUGAUUUGCAUGUCAUAAAAUUUAGUCUUCACACAUUGUACCUCAGUGUGCCUUCGACGCCUUGACCAGAGCGGUUGUGCGCCACUCAAAGUGCACCGACCGGAAACUCCGGCCACGGACUAAACGUUCCUCCUCCCUUCCGAUCGAAACGCCAGCUGCAUUUUGUGUGUGGCCACUCUGGGCCAUGGAUACAACCUUUAGCCACUUCAAAAUCUGUUUAUUAACACCUAGCUAAAUUGGUAUAUAACCCAUUGAAAGAAACAGUGGCCACAUUGGUUACAGAUUCAAGGUGUGGCACGUGGACCGGUGAAUGCAUAGAGUCAAGAGGGUCAAACUCUGUGACAAUAAGGAGGAUAUCUGGAAAAGCUGCUUGACAGUGAGCAUGAUGGCUGUGGACGGCCUUUCAGACAGUACAGAGGUGGUGGAGAUGGAGGAUGUUCCCUCCCAGUUCUUCGUGGAGAAACACUCGUGGGAAGGGCUUCGUGACAUUAUUCACUGUAGCAGGAAGUACUCCGGGAUGAUUGCAAACAAGGCUCCCCACGACUUCCAGUUUGUGCAAAAGAAGGAUGAGAAUGGACCUCACUCUCAUCGGUUGUAUUACCUCGGUAAGACUAUUAAUAUUUUGGAAACUGGUCUNNNNUACUCAGAAAUCCCCAAGAAGGUUCGCAAAGAGGCCCUUUUAGUGUUGUCAUGGAAACAGAUGCUGGAUCACUUCCAGGCCACACCUCAUCAAGGAGCCUACUCCCGAGAGGAGGAAUUGCUGAGAGAACGUAAACGUUUAGGAGCCUUUGGUAUCACUUCUUACGAUUAUCAUGCUCAGACAGGUCGGUUUCUUUUCCAGGCCAGCAAUAGUCUCUUCUACUGCCAGGAUGGAGGCAACAAUGGAUUUAUUCAGUCUGCCCCUUUAAAGCCAGUGGAGAUCAAGACCCAGUGCUCUGGGACCCGCAUGGACCCCAAGUUCUGUCCCGGAGACCCGGACUUCAUAGCUUUUAUCAACAAUAACGACUUGUGGAUAGCUAACAUAAAGACGGGCGAGGAGAGAAGACUGACGUACUGCCACAAAGGUCUGGAUAAUGUGAAGGAGGACCCCAAGUCUGCUGGUGUAGCAACUUUCGUCAUCCAGGAAGAGUUCGACCGUUUCACUGGUUACUGGUGGAGUCCUUCAGCAGUGGAAGACCCCAAUGGAGGAAAAACAGUUCACCUUCUGUAUGAAGAGGUGGAUGAGACUGAAGUAGAAAUUAUUCAUGUUCCAUCUCCAGCACUGGAAGAGAGGAAAGCUGAUGCAUACAGAUAUCCUCGCACAGGUAGCAAAAACCCCCAGGCAACACUUAAACUGGCAGAGAUCAAAACAGAUCCUCAAGGAAGAAUUGUGAGCACAAAAGACAAAGAGCUGGUUGUCCCUUUCACCUCAUUGUUUCCUGGGACAGAAUACAUCGCCAGAGUCGGGUGGACAAGUGACGGCAAAUAUGGCUGGGCAGUGCUAUUGGACCGUAGUCAGAGGAGACUACAGCUGGUGCUGCUGCCUCCAGAUCUCUUCAUACCUGUCACAGAUGACUUGGCUCAGAGGCAGGAGAGUCUAGAUGCUGUGCCCAGUAACACACAGCCUUACAUCAUCUACGAAGAGACAACAGACGUCUGGAUUAAUGUCCAUGAUAUAUUUUACCCUUUUAUACAAACAACAGAAGAUGAGUUUACUUUUAUUUGGAUAAACGAGUCUAAAACCGGUUUCAGCCACCUGUAUAAAAUCACAUCCAUCUUACAACCAGGCUGCAACAAUUGGACAGAAACCUACCGACACAUAGAGGGAGACUUUAAAUGUGCAAUCAAAGAGGAGAUUACAUUGACCACUGGAGAAUGGGAAGUCCUGGCAAGACAUGGAUCCAAGAUCUGGGUAAAUGAGGCGACAAGGUCGGUGUACUUUCAGGGCACCAGAGACACGCCUCUGGAACACCACCUUUAUGUGGUCAGCUACGACUGUCCUGGAACCGUAGUAAGACUUACCAAGCCUGGAUUCUCUCAUAGCUGCUCUGUUAGUAAGAACUUUGACUUUUUUGUCAGCCACUACAGUAAUGUGAGCACUCCUCCCUGUGUUCACGUCUACAAACUGACAGGUUCAGAGGGGGAUCCAAGGCAAAUGGUGCCUGAGUUCUGGGCCAGUAUGAUGGAAUCACCAGGUUGCCCAGGGGAUUACAAUCCGCCUGAGAUUUUUGACUUUCCAGGGAAGUCUGGCUUCCAGCUUUAUGGGAUGGUCUACAAGCCCCACAACCUGCAGCCUGGCAGGAAACACCCGACCGUUCUCUUUGUGUAUGGAGGUCCACAGGUUCAGCUUGUGAACAACUCCUUUAAAGGGAUGAAAUACCUUCGACUGAACACGUUAGCUUCUCUGGGCUACGCCGUGGUCGUCAUUGAUGGAAGGGGUUCCUGUCAGAGAGGACUGGAGUUUGAAGGAGCACUUAAAAAUAAAAUGGGUCAGGUGGAGAUCGAGGACCAGGUGGAGGGGCUGCAGUACGUGGCAGAGAAGUUCAACUUUGUCGACCUUAGUCGUGUUGCCAUUCACGGCUGGUCCUACGGAGGUUUCCUCUCAUUAAUGGGCCUCAUCCAGCGACCGAAUAUUUUUAAGCUGGCCAUUGCUGGUGCUCCGGUCACUGUAUGGAUGGCCUACGACACUGGCUACACAGAGCGUUACAUGGACGCACCAGAGAACAACCAGCAGGGCUACGAGGAAGGAUCCGUGGCCCUGCAUGUGGACAAACUGCCCAGCGAGCCCAACCGUUUGCUGAUUCUUCACGGGUUCCUGGAUGAGAACGUGCACUUUUUCCACACCAAUUUCCUAGUUUCUCAGAUAAUUCGUGCUGGGAAGCCUUACCAGCUCCAGGUCUACCCCAACGAGCGACACAGUAUCCGCUGCCCUGAGUCUGGAGAGCACUACGAGAUAAUGCUGCUGCACUUUCUACAACAAUACCUCUGAAAAUUAGAUCAUGGGGGAGACGCAGAGAGUCGUCUGUCCUCCUUAACUCCCUCCAGCUCACCACCCAGCUCUCCUCCUCCUCUUCCUCCUCCUCCUCCUCCUGGUGUCUUUAACAGAGAGACUGUCAAGACACUUCAGGCACCCUCUCACCCAGCUCUACUUCCACACUUCUGCUCUCUUUGUCUCUCGUUCUGUUUAUUGCUCGCUGUCCCCGUCUCUUCCACAUCCUCUCCUUCCUAUACACGUAACGACUACACACACGUGCACUCACACACGCACAUACACGGUUCCCAUCGUACAGUCUGGGGUAGGGUUUACUAGCAGAGAAAUGUGGUGUCUCACCCUGAGAGCUGAACAAAGACAAGGACAUCUGGAGAAAUAGUUGCAGACUGUGUCACAUUGACUCAUCACUCACCCAGCGUCCUUUUCUGCAAACACAAUAGUUUUUUGUUGUUGUUUGUUGUAUUUUUUUUUUGCCAAAUAUUAUUGUGUCGACCCCGGAGCUUCCUCACCUUCAUCACCGUCUGCCCUCUGCCCUAACGACCGGUUUAAUUCACCUCAGUCAGUGGUAGAAACAGGGCGACAGUUCACAGAUAUGAAAUGGAAUCUUAUUUUCAGCUCACGAAAAACAACUCUAUGACAGAUGCAGUUUACUUCAGAGACACACGCGCACUCACACACACACACAACCCUCUAUGUACUGUGAAUCUGUAUCUGUGCUCCCAUGAAGAAAGAAAGAAAGAAGGAACAAAUAACCAGACUCUCUCCCCGUCUGCUCGUUUUAAUCCUGUUUAAAAAAUAAAAUAUUUUUAUGAAUUUUUAUUAUUAUUUUCCAGUUAGUUUUACAUGGGUGCUGGUGAUGGAAAACAACGGCGCCCUUUCUCUCCCCUCACAUUUACAACGCUCACAAUGUCUGCUUGCCUUCUUUACGUAUAAUUUAUAUUUGCCAAAGUACCUCUUGAAUCUUUGAUCAUGCUGGUAUUUCCUUUUUUUACUGCAAUAAAGACUACAGGAGGGUGAGCACUGGAGUCUUACAACAGCUUUCUACCACCGGAAUACAAUUUGUACAUGAUAAUGAAUAAAUGUAUGAAUCAAUCACA
Messenger RNA from Cynoglossus semilaevis (tongue sole), 4895 nucleotides. Its product is annotated as dipeptidyl peptidase 9. Gene Ontology annotation, molecular function: dipeptidyl-peptidase activity; serine-type peptidase activity. The transcript is spliced from 22 exons. The record is from RefSeq and is a predicted model, not a curated record. NCBI's taxonomy places the organism in Eukaryota, Metazoa, Chordata, Actinopteri, Pleuronectiformes, Cynoglossidae. Bases 1138 to 3795 code for a protein of 885 amino acids. Gene Ontology annotation, biological process: proteolysis.